Molecule: messenger RNA, 161 nt
Organism: Pelobates cultripes (western spadefoot toad)
Lineage: Eukaryota; Metazoa; Chordata; Amphibia; Anura; Pelobatidae
Source: the annotation of a GenBank genome assembly
AUGAUAUGGAAUGGCACACCGGAUUCCACCACACAGAUGCUUGAGACUAUCAACCAACCUGAUACCCCGGUACGACUCACCAUGACAAUGGAUCCAUACACGGUUGACUUCCUGGACAUACGUCUCUACAAAGAAAAUAACCAUAGCCUAUACUCUCUUCA